AUCACCUAGUACAUGUUUCCGCAGCCGAAUCCCACGGUGAUGCAACAAUUGCUGUAGAGUCGUACAGCCCUAUCGACAAGGUGACCGCAAGAUUCUCCCAGAGUAUAUAUAAGGCCUUGCAAUUGCCCUCCCUGCAAGUUACUCACACACACACUCCCCUGUUCCAUCCGAUAUUAUUCUGAAGCAUGUUUAGCGACUUACUGGGUAACUUUGACGGGACCGAUUUGAAAUCGGUGAAACAGAUUGCGAAUGUUCUCAGCGUCGUUGGCCUCUUUGGCUGUAACGCUUGGACUGUCCUUAAACCGAAUAAUAACGGUUACUGGUGGUACUGGAGAUACGCACACUAUCUCAAUGCUAGGGAGUGGGUCUUUGGCAUCUCAUGGAGUGUCAUCGAUCUACUGCUCCUUGGUGUCGUACUCUAUCAAUUCACCCCCAAUGGUCAACGAGUUGUUAUAGACGGCAUUGGCUGGCGUUUCCCAGCGCUCGCAGUUCUCAACGCUAUUUUCGUGGUCUUGAGGGCGGAACGCGUGUAUAUUGCUUCCUUUAUCUUCUCGCUCUUAAUCUAUGCUUGUGUUACGGAAAUCUACUACCGCCUCAAGAAGGUCCACAUACCUUCAAGCCUUGGAGAAGAAGUCUACGUCCACGUGCCGUUCUCGCUGUGGCACGGAUGGUCAACCUUCCUCGUCCUGCUGUCUAUAUUUGAGGCAUUUGCUAAGUCGACCCGCUCCUCUGGCGUAGGGAUGAAGAUCCUGGCAGUGGUCGCAUUGUUGCUCCUCGAAGCUACGUCGGCCGCGUACGCGUACUGCGGAUCUGAAACAGAUGUUGCAGGAUCGAUCGUUAUCUCGCUGGCGCUUUGGGCUGUUUUUGAUGUCCAGCAUCACGAGGGAACAUUCAUAUGCUGGGCAACCCUCAUUUCCGCUGUUCUGUCGCUUGUCUGGGUUGGCGUUGGCGCAGUCAAGCUGAUCAAGAAGCUGCGCGGUGGUGCUGUCGCGCUUGACUCGGAAACCACCGAGCGCACUCCUCUCAUUGGUAAUGGCCCUUGAGUUUGUCGGAGGGUGUUUACGGGAUUUUCUGCCAGAAGACGCUGGAGUACAUACUGUUCUGCAUUCAGUGGAUUGAUCAACCACUGUUUACAGUACUCAGGACAUAUUCUACUAGUUCACUCACAAGUGUGUCGCUCUGUAUUCACCGAAUCUCUUUAAGUAUUGUCCAUGCC
Coniophora puteana RWD-64-598 SS2 is the source of this 1216-nucleotide messenger RNA. RefSeq lists its product as uncharacterized. The transcript is spliced from 6 exons. The coding region runs from base 186 to 1043 and encodes 285 amino acids. The record is from RefSeq and is a predicted model, not a curated record. NCBI's taxonomy places the organism in Eukaryota, Fungi, Basidiomycota, Agaricomycetes, Boletales, Coniophoraceae.